GCAUCUUUUGAAUGCUCUCGAAAAUGAACGUAAUGAAUUAAAACAUAUCAACGGUGAAUUGGAAAGACAGAAAAGAGAUAGUCAUGCGUCUUUCGAGAAAGCCUCUGUGAAGGUGGACGUUGCAUUGUCUGGUCUGGUGAACGCUAUUGCCAGCACUAUGAUGGAAAGGAAGCAGUCUAGUGAUCAAGGCGAGGUUCAGAAGAAUUUUAUGUACCAAUGUACUACUGCGCUAAACGAAGUCUUGGAAAUCGAUGCUCUGUACACGAGAGAAUUGGAACGACUCUGUUUGAAGUUAUUCCCGCCUGACCAUGUCAAAAAUAUGAACGCUUUCGAUGGACAAAGAACUUCUGAGGAGAUUGAGAGACUCGCAUCUUUGUAUCCUAAAACCGAACGAAAUUACAUCGAGUCCGAUAUAGACUUGGAACGAUUAUCGACUUACUUAAGAGUUCUAGACCACGAAAUAACUCGAAUUGAUCAUUAUGACUUUGACAACAACAGUCUGGAAUUGAUGCAAGAGAGGAACGCAAGCCGAACAACUAUGCUGAAUGCGCAAAUAUUAGAAAUACUAAAUACAAACAUAGAACCAGCCCUGGUCCGAUUGGCCGAAACUGAUAUUCAAGCACCGGUUACGGCAGCUGACUAUAACGCUAGAUACAGUCAACAGCAUUCCGUAAACGAACAACUUGACAUGGUUUUGAAUCUCCUGACGACUCAAUAUGCUUGGAGCCAGUUCUUGCUCCAAUCCCUUGUUAAUGAGUUUGAAAAGCAAGAAACUCUGCAUCAGUAUCUCCGUCAAUUACAUGACGAUUGGCAAAAACGACGUGAAGAUUUUGAAAACCGAAUGGCGCUCACGGCUACGCUAGAAGCUACAGAAGGGACCGCGACACCGACUGUUGUCGAAAGUCAUGACACCUUCUUGUUAUCCAUGAAAAAGUUGUUGAUGCUUGACUUGGCUUCUAAACUCACAGAAGCCAACCACGCCACUCCAAUAGCACCCAAGACGCGAUCGUUAUUUACCUUUUAUCAAUAUCUGAAAGAACGCGUUGAGAAAUUUGGUCGUAAUCGUUCAAAUUUCUCGGCUAAUAUCACCGACGAGUUGGAAACUCAAACAAAUUUUGUCCGAGCGUGCGAAGAAAUCGAGCGUGACCUAUCGUCAUGUCUGCAUAAAAACUCCAAGACGUUGGAACUUCUCCUCUCUCCCAUGGAACUAUCUGACUUGCAACUGACAUUACGGGCAAUGACAAACAAGCUACAACCCAGUCUCAUUCAGUUUAUGCAUCACAACAAUAUCGCCCGACGAUCCGUCUAA
Messenger RNA from Paraglomus occultum, 1309 nucleotides. The record is from the annotation of a GenBank genome assembly. Lineage: Eukaryota; Fungi; Glomeromycota; Glomeromycetes; Paraglomerales; Paraglomeraceae.